UACAACUUCUUUUCUUAUAGUUGAUAAAGAAGAUGAGUAUUUAUCGUUGGCUCAUUAUAGUGGCAAUUGGAACACUCACCGCCAUGACAGGAUGUUUUAUAACAAUUUUAAUUGAUUUGUUAACUAGACUGAAAUUUUCUGUUUUGAAAUUUUAUGUUGAUAAAUGUACAGAUAAAGAUUGCAUGUUUAUACCAUAUAUAUUGUGGAUAAUAUUUAAUGUUGUUUCAGUUUUAAUUGGAUCAUUACUUGUUACUUACAUUGCCCCUGUUGCUGCUGGAAGUGGUAUUCCUGUCAUCAAAUGUUAUUUAAAUGGAGUAAAAAUUCCAGAAGUAGUUAGGAUAAAAACCUUAAUUGUAAAAGCUGUUGGUGUUAUUUUAUCAGUUGUUGGAGGUUUAGCAGUUGGAAAGGAAGGACCAAUGAUUCAUUGUGGUUCAGUUAUUGCUGCUGGAAUUUCCCAAGGAAAAAGCACUACCUUUCGAAAAGAUUUUAAGGUUUUUGAAAGAUUUAGAGAAGAUCAUGAGAAAAGAGAUUUUGUUUCUGCAGGGGCUGCAGCUGGAGUGGCUACAGCUUUUGGUGCUCCAAUAGGUGGAGUUCUUUUCAGUUUAGAAGAGGGUGCAAGUUUUUGGAAUCAGUAUCUUACUUGGCGUAUUUUUGUUUUCCUUUCUUCAGUUCAGCAUUUUGCUUUAGGGCCUCUUUUAGCAGCCCACAAUGGGGUGGCUGGAUGGGUUAGCUUCCAAAACUUAGUAAAUUUUUUACAGGAUAUUAAUUAUGAUGUUUUUGAAUUACCUAUUUAUAUGCUUAUGGGUGCUCUUGGUGGAUUAUUAGGUGCUCUCUACAAUCACAUUAAUUCAAAACUGGCUGUGUACAGAAUGAAAUAUUUGCAUCAUAAAUAUUCACGAGUAUUGGAAUCUGCUGUUGUGGCCAUAAUGUCAGCUACGGUUGGGUUUUUGAUGAUUUAUUUUUCAAAUGAUUGUCAAGAAUAUGGAGAAAAUAUUGAAAAUUAUACUAUUCAAUAUCAUUGUCCUGAUGGUGAGUUUAGUACUCUUGGAGCUCUUUGGUUUCAGACUCCAGAAGCAAGUGUACGAAGUAUGUUUCAUAAUUUACCAGGAACAUGGUCAAUAUCAUCAUUAGCAAUUUUUAUUGUGUUUUAUUAUAUGCUUGGAUGUUGGACAUAUGGACUUAGUAUUUCAAGUGGUUUAUUUAUUCCAACUUUACUGAUCGGAGCUACUUGGGGCCGUUUAAUUGCUAAAAUAAUAAUUGCCAUUUCUCCAAAUCAGCCUUGGAUUAAUUUUAGUAAAUUUGCACUGAUUGGUGCUGCUGCAAUGCUUGGUGGAGUUGUAAGAAUGACUAUUAGUUUGACAGCCAUUCUAAUUGAAUCAACUGGAAAUUUGACAUUAGGUCUUCCUUUAAUGCUUACAUUAAUGAUUGCAAAAUGGGUUGGAGAUUAUUUUAAUGAGGUAUUUUGGAUUAAUUUAUAUGAA
This is a messenger RNA of Centruroides sculpturatus (bark scorpion), 1481 nucleotides long. RefSeq names its product H(+)/Cl(-) exchange transporter 7-like. Gene Ontology annotation, biological process: transmembrane transport; chloride transport. The annotation marks the transcript as partial. Gene Ontology annotation, molecular function: voltage-gated chloride channel activity. The record is from RefSeq and is a predicted model, not a curated record. NCBI's taxonomy places the organism in Eukaryota, Metazoa, Arthropoda, Arachnida, Scorpiones, Buthidae. Gene Ontology annotation, cellular component: intracellular membrane-bounded organelle; lysosomal membrane. The transcript has 15 exons.